AUGGAUCAUGCGGCGGAUGCACAUCGGACGGAUUUGAUGACCAUAACGAGGUUUGUGUUGAAUGAGCAGUCUAAAUACCCAGAAUCCCGUGGGGAUUUCACUAUCUUGCUUAGUCACAUUGUUCUCGGCUGCAAGUUUGUUUGUUCUGCUGUUAACAAGGCAGGGUUGGCCAAACUCAUAGGGCUUGCUGGCGAGACCAAUGUGCAGGGUGAAGAACAAAAGAAACUAGAUGUGCUCUCGAAUGAAGUUUUUAUCAAGGCUUUGGUUAGCAGUGGUCGCACAUGCAUUCUUGUUUCUGAAGAGGAUGAAGAGGCAACAUUUGUGGAGCCAUCUAAGCGUGGAAAGUAUUGUGUUGUCUUUGAUCCAUUGGAUGGAUCCUCGAAUAUUGACUGUGGUGUUUCUAUUGGAACUAUUUUUGGCAUUUACAUGAUCAAAGAUGGAGGUGAACCAGCAUUAGAAGAUGUCUUGCAGCCUGGAAAGAAUAUGAUAGCUGCAGGCUACUGCAUGUAUGGAAGCUCCUGCACAUUUGUUUUAAGUGCUGGAAGGGGAGUCAAUGGAUUCACCCUCGAUCCGUCUCUUGGAGAAUUCAUACUGACCCAUCCAGAUAUAAAGAUUCCCAAGAAAGGAAAGAUAUAUUCAGUUAAUGAAGGAAAUGCCAAGAACUGGGAUGGUCCAACGGCCAAGUAUGUGGAGAAAUGCAAGUUUCCAAAAGAUGGUUCAUCAGUAAAAUCUCUAAGAUACAUUGGAAGUAUGGUAGCUGAUGUCCAUCGCACAUUACUUUAUGGAGGCAUCUUUUUGUACCCAGCUGAUAAGAAAAGCCCAAAUGGAAAAUUGCGGGUUCUCUACGAAGUUUUCCCCAUGUCAUACUUGAUGGAACAAGCUGGAGGACAAGCAUUUACUGGAAAGCAGCGGGCACUUGACUUGGUUCCUGAGAAGAUUCACGAGCGCUCACCAAUAUUUCUCGGUAGCUAUGACGACGUCGAGGAGAUCAAGGCCUUGUAUGCAGCUGAAGAGCAAAAGUAG
Fraxinus pennsylvanica is the source of this 1023-nucleotide messenger RNA. NCBI's taxonomy places the organism in Eukaryota, Viridiplantae, Streptophyta, Magnoliopsida, Lamiales, Oleaceae. The record is from the annotation of a GenBank genome assembly.